Molecule: messenger RNA, 2784 nt
Organism: Sinocyclocheilus grahami
Lineage: Eukaryota; Metazoa; Chordata; Actinopteri; Cypriniformes; Cyprinidae
Product: potassium voltage-gated channel subfamily KQT member 3-like
Exons: 16
Coding region: 1-2784 (927 amino acids)
Biological process (GO): potassium ion transmembrane transport
Cellular component (GO): membrane; voltage-gated potassium channel complex
Molecular function (GO): voltage-gated potassium channel activity
Source: RefSeq, a predicted model, not a curated record
AUGAUACAGGCUGCAGCACGCACCGGCGCCUUUGUGCGUGCAAUUGAAGAGCAUGCGCUGCGAGCCCAGUACCAUUUCCGCGCUCGUUUGAAUCAAGAGUUUGUGAUGAUUGUUGUGUUCGGUCUGGAGUACAUCAUUCGCAUCUGGUCGGCUGGAUGCUGCUGUCGCUACAGGGGAUGGCAAGGACGACUGCGCUUUGCAAGAAAACCAUUCUGUGUCAUCGACAUUAUUGUGCUCAUUGCAUCCAUCGCAGUGGUUUCAGCUGGUAGCCAGGGCAAUAUUUUUGCCACGUCUGCACUUCGCAGCCUGCGUUUUUUGCAGAUCCUGCGCAUGGUGCGCAUGGACAGGCGAGGCGGUACCUGGAAACUGCUUGGAUCUGUUGUCUACGCUCACAGCAAGGAGCUUGUGACUGCCUGGUACAUUGGCUUCUUGGUGCUGAUCUUUUCUUCAUUCUUGGUCUACUUGGUGGAGAAAGAGUUUAACAAACAGUUCGCCACCUAUGCAGAUGCUCUUUGGUGGGGAACGAUCACGCUCACCACCAUUGGAUAUGGCGAUAAGACUCCACAGACCUGGACCGGGCGGCUUCUGUCUGCAGGGUUUGCUUUGCUGGGCAUCUCGUUCUUCGCUUUGCCUGCUGGUAUUCUUGGCUCUGGCUUUGCUCUGAAGGUCCAAGAGCAGCACAGACAGAAGCACUUUGAAAAGAGGAGAAACCCAGCAGCCAGCCUCAUACAGUGUGUGUGGCGUAGCUAUGCGGCUGAUGAGAACUCGGUUUCCGUUGCUACCUGGAAGCCUCAUUUGAAGGCGUUGCAUACCUGCAGCCCUACAAAGAAAGACCAGGGGGAAUCCAUCAGCAGUCAAAAGUUAAGUUUUCGGGAGCGUGUGCGCAUGGCCAGUCCUCGCGGUCAGAGCAUGAAGAGCAGACAGAUGUCAGUGAAUGACCGACGCUCUCCUGCCACAGAGGUUGGGGUUGAGGGCAGCAGCCCUGCCAAGGUCCAGAAGAGCUGGAGCUUCAAUGACCGAACACGCUUCCGGCCAUCACUGAGACUCAAGAGCCAAUCGCGCACAACAACUGAAGCUGACACAAAUCUUGGACCGGAUGAUGCUUUUGAUGAGAAGGGUUGCCAUUGUGAUGUGACUGUGGAAGAUCUAUCUGCCCCACUAAAGGCAGUGAUCAGGGCUGUCAGGAUAAUGAAAUUCCAUGUGGCCAAGAAGAAGUUUAAGGAGACGCUUCGACCGUAUGAUGUGAAAGAUGUGAUUGAGCAAUACUCUGCUGGUCACCUGGAUAUGCUAUAUCGUAUCAAGAGUCUCCAGACUAGGUUGGACACCAUUGUGGGUCCACAGACCCUGAGCAGCAAAGCCAAGACCUUUUCUUCUCCUUCCCUGCACUUGUAUUACAGCCAGGCCAAGAGGAAACACUCUGCCCCAGGACUCGCCACAGCUGUGGGUCCACAUCAGACACUCAGCACCAAAGCCAGGAACCUUUCCUCUCCCUCUCUACACAUGUAUUACAGCCAAAGCAAGAAGAAGCACGCUGGGGUGGAUCAGAUACUGGGAAAGGGCCAGAUUUCAGUAGACAGGAAAGGCAGGGAGAAAAUCCUCCCAGAAGGAGAAUCCUUGGAGCAUGACAUGAGCAUGCUUGGCCGUGUCUGUAAAGUAGAGAGACAAGUACAGUCCAUUGAGUCAAAGCUGGACUCAUUACUGGAUAUAUACCGGCAAGUACAGUCCAUUGAGUCAAAGCUGGACUCAUUACUGGAUAUAUACCGGCAAGUGUUGCAAAAAGGUUCCUCUUCGAUGCUUGGUCUGUCUGCUUUGCCCCUGUUCGAGCUGGAUCAAACCUCCGACUACCAAAGCUCCAUCCAUAGCAAGGAUUUGUCAUCCUCCUCCCAGCUUACCUGCAGCAGCGUGUCUCGUUCGGGCAGCAGUAACCUGCAUCGUGGUCUUCAUCUUGCUCUGGCCCCUAGUGAACUCAACUUGGGUACCGGUUACCCGCAUUCUGCCUCCUCCUUCUCACCUUCCCCUCUACUAAACAAUCAACCCUCCAGCCCUGACAGUUUCUACCCAGCGUCCCCUCCUCCCAUUCUCACCCCCAACAACCUUUCCAGAAGUCACCAGCGGUUCAGUGAGCUGACAAGGCCGGUCCCAACAGUACAUUCAACCUCCUCGCCCCUUCAGCUCCCGCCUAUGGUACCAACGCCUCAAAGUCGGCCUACCAGCCUUAUCCCAGAGACGCUACAGGAGAGCCAGGCGGAGUGUCUGAGCAAUUGCCUGUUGAGUACCCAAACCGAGGAUGAGUCGGAUAGGGAAGCCGAUAGUAUUCAAAGCACGGUACAGCUACGGGACAAGCCCGAACGUAACCCCAAGGAAGAUGGGUCAUGGAGAAGACACUUGAGCCUUGACAUUGAUCCUCUUAUGCUCAUGUCUUCCACAACAGCUGCCUCGCUACAGGUCGAGCGUGGGCUUGGUAAGUCUCUUUCCGCUCAGAACCUCAUGCUACCGACUGCUGCCGACUGCCAUCCCAGCCUGUCCACUCGGAGCAGCGGCAGCAGCAACAACGAGUCCAGCGACCGUGAGCCGCUGGCCGACUGGGGCGAUACAGCACUCUUCGUCAAUGACAAAGAGGUGGACACCACGGAGGGUGACCGUUACCACCUCCACCAACAGAACAACGAUACGUCCUUCUCUUCUGAGCUGCUACGGACAGGAGCCAGUGGGCCGUCUCCCAGCCAGGCUGGACCAAGAGAUGGUCUUGAGUCCCAUAACUUGCCACACGUAUGCCUCGAAUAA